Molecule: messenger RNA, 4248 nt
Organism: Aaosphaeria arxii CBS 175.79
Lineage: Eukaryota; Fungi; Ascomycota; Dothideomycetes; Pleosporales
Product: calcium transporting P-type ATPase-like protein
Exons: 1
Coding region: 1-4248 (1415 amino acids)
Biological process (GO): calcium ion transmembrane transport; intracellular calcium ion homeostasis
Cellular component (GO): intracellular membrane-bounded organelle; membrane
Molecular function (GO): ATP hydrolysis activity; P-type calcium transporter activity; ATP binding
Source: RefSeq, a predicted model, not a curated record
AUGUCGGAUCAUAAAGACGCGGGAGAGCGGGACACACCGUCUCCUGGUCCUCGAAGGCAAAGGGCUCCUACCAUCACCAUUGACACUUCGGCUGUCAACCCGAACGACCCGAAUAUGGGAGAGUCUGUUCCCCUUGGAGAUUUAGAUGACAAUCGUCCAUCACAACAACAUGACGACAAUGCAGACCUGUCGCCGCAAACCAAAAACCCGCCUACCGAGCUGAGAGGAACCAAUUCCUUCGAUAGCAAGGAGAGCAGGCCAACAUCACCCCACAACGUCUCUUCCCCGAAGUCAACCAGCGGAAACCCACAAAACUUUCUAUCCGUCCCAGGAGCACGCUCUCGCGGUAACUCGCUCGAUUCAACAACAGAGAACGGCGAAUCAGCAUCGACUGGAACUUACCUCGCUUCCUCGCAAGGAGAUACUCUGCAUGGAGAGGUCGCGGCUCACGAUUUGAUCAAUGACAAGGAUGCGCUUACUCCAGAUCCCGGUACCGAGGCCGAUUUCCAAGUGGAGGAUAACAAAUUUGCCUUCUCGCCUGGGCAGCUCUCCAAACUUCUCAAUCCUAAAAACCUGGCGGCUUUCCAUGCCUUGGGCGGUUUGGAUGGCAUUGAGAAAGGAUUAAGAACGGACAGGAAGUCAGGCUUGAGCGUCGACGAAGACCGUUGGCACGACAGCAUCUCCUUCGAAGAAGCGACCACCCCCAACUCUGCACAGACACCUACAAAAGGCGCCGAUCUUGCACGAAAUGAUACACCUCCUCAUGCCGAGGGAGGAAAAGAUGGCUUCUCGGAUCGCAAGCGUGUUUUUAGCGACAACAGGCUGCCCGAACGAAAGCCAAAGAGCAUUCUCCAAUUGGCGUGGAUGGCUUACAACGACAAAGUGCUCCUUUUGCUUUCCGGCGCUGCGGCUAUCUCGCUCGCUCUAGGUUUAUACCAAACCUUUGGUGUUAAGCACAAGCCCGGUGAGCCAAAGGUGGAAUGGAUCGAAGGCGUGGCCAUUAUUGUGGCCAUCCUUGUAGUCGUCAUUGUCGGUGCACUUAAUGAUUGGGAGAAAGAGCGUCAGUUCGUUAGACUCAACAAGAAGAAGGAAGACCGCUUCGUAAAAUGUGUUCGGUCCGGAAAUAUUCGUGAGGUUUCAGUUCAUGACAUCCUUGUCGGAGACGUCGUCAACCUGGAACCCGGAGAUUUGGUCCCUGUGGACGGUAUCCUCAUUCAGGGCCACGGUAUCAAAUGCGACGAGUCCUCUGCUACAGGCGAAUCCGACCUUCUUAAGAAGACUAGCGGAGCUGAAGUGUUCCGUGCCAUCGAAAACCACGAACCCCUCAAGAAGAUGGAUCCUUUCAUCCUCUCUGGCGCCAAGGUCUCCGAAGGUGUUGGAUCUUUUAUGGUUACAGCAACUGGCAUUAACUCUACCUAUGGAAAGACGCUCAUGUCCCUCCGCGAGGACAGCGAGGUCACUCCGCUCCAGGCGAAGUUGAACAACUUGGCGGAAUAUAUUGCAAAGCUUGGUGGUGCAUCAGCCCUCUUGCUUUUCAUCGUUCUCUUCAUAGAAUUCUUAGUCCACCUCCGAACCAACGACGCCUCCCCCGCCGAGAAAGGACAGAACUUCUUGAACAUCUUGAUUGUGGCCAUCACGGUCGUAGUUGUUGCUGUUCCAGAAGGUUUGCCACUUGCUGUUACCCUCGCCUUGGCCUUUGCUACCAGACAAAUGCUUAAGGACAACAAUCUCGUCCGUUUGCUUCGAUCCUGCGAGACUAUGGGCAAUGCUACAGUCAUUUGCUCCGACAAAACAGGUACCCUAACGACGAAUAAGAUGACCGUCGUCUCAGGAACCCUUGGGACCGCCCUUAGGUUCGGCGACCGAAAGCUCAAGGCCCCAGUAGCACCUGUCCUCGAUGAUGGAACAAAGGGCAAACAGUCCGUGGAUUCACCUGUCGACCACCCGGAUGAUGUAUCCCCCGCUGAGUUCGUUUCCACACUCAGCAAAGAGGUCAAGGAGUUGCUUGAACAGUCUAUUGUUUUGAACACUACUGCUUUCGAAGGCGAUCAAAAUGGCCCUGACCCCUUUAUCGGUUCUAAGACUGAGACAGCCUUGCUCAGCUUUGCACGCGACCACCUUGGAAUGGGCCCUGUCAGCACUGAACGAGCGAAUGCUAACAUCACUCAAAUCAUACCCUUCGACUCUGCUAUCAAAUGCUCGGGAGUGGUUGUAAAGCUGAACGAUGGACGGUACCGACUCUACGUAAAGGGAGCAUCCGAGAUUCUCUUAUCUCACUGCGACAAGAUCAUCUCUGAUGCCACCAAAGAGAUUUCUGAUAUCCCGAUUUCCGACGACAACCGCGAUACCCUCGAACGUGUAAUCACCACAUACGCAUCUCGGUCACUCAGAACUAUCGGAAUCGUCUAUCGUGACUUUGAAAGCUGGCCUCCUCGGGAAUCCCGCAAGAACGAGGACGAUCCCACCAUGGCCGUGUUUGAGGACAUCUUUGACAAAAUGGUUUUCUUGGCUAUUGUUGGCAUUCAGGAUCCUCUUCGCGACGGUGUGCGCGAGGCUGUUCAGGACUGUCAAAUGGCUGGUGUCUUUGUCCGCAUGGUCACUGGUGAUAAUCCUCUUACAGCCAAGGCAAUUGCUGAAAGUUGCGGUAUCCUUGUCCCUGGCGGAGUUGUCAUGGAAGGACCUACAUUCAGAAAGCUCUCCAAGAAAGAUAUGGACGCUGUCAUUCCUAAGCUCUGCGUUCUUGCUCGCUCCAGCCCUGAAGAUAAACGUAAGCUGGUUAAGAGGCUCAAAGAACUCGGAGAAACUGUCGCUGUCACUGGAGAUGGUACCAACGAUGCUCCUGCUUUGAAGACGGCCGAUGUUGGUUUCUCCAUGGGUAUUGCUGGAACAGAAGUCGCAAAGGAGGCCUCCGCCAUCAUUUUGAUGGAUGACAACUUCUCAUCCAUCGUCAAGGCUUUGCUUUGGGGCCGUGCUGUCAACGAUGCCGUCAAGAAGUUCCUGCAGUUCCAGAUCACCGUCAACAUCACAGCUGUAUUGCUCACCUUUGUCUCGGCCGUUUCCAGUGGUUCACAGGAAUCAGUCCUUAACGCCGUCCAACUUCUCUGGGUCAAUCUUAUCAUGGAUACUUUCGCUGCGCUUGCGCUUGCUACUGACCCUCCUACGCGCACCUUGCUGGAGAGGAAGCCCGAUCCCAAAUCUGCACCGCUCAUCACACUACGCAUGUGGAAGAUGAUCAUCGGCCAAUCCAUCUACCAGCUUACUGUUACCUUCAUUCUGUACUUUGCUGGAGAGUCCAUACUCUCAUAUGAAUCUACUGAGGAGAAAGAACGCAUGCCGACCCUUGUGUUCAACACCUUUGUGUGGAUGCAAAUUUUCAACGCUCUCAACAACCGUCGCUUGGAUAAUCACUUCAAUGUUUUCGAAGGAAUCCAUCGCAAUGUCUUCUUCAUCAUCAUCAUGUUCAUCAUGAUCGGAGGCCAGACGAUGAUUGUUUUCGUCGGUGGUGCUGCUUUCGACGUCACACGUAUUAAUGGCGCUCAAUGGGCAUACUCAAUCGUCCUCGGUGCUCUCUCACUACCAGUUGGCAUGAUCAUUCGAUUGAUACCCGACGACUUGAUCCGCCGAUGCAUUCCCGCCUUCAUGAAGAGGAAGCGUACACCGGAGGUGGUUGUAUCGGACGAGUACCAGUGGAACCAAGGACUGCUCGAGAUCCGAGAAGAACUCGCCUUUAUCAAGAAGGUCCGCGGUGGACGACUCAGCCAUUUGAAGUUUGCCGUUCAGCAUCCAAAGGAGAUCUUCUCGAGAUCCAGGUCCAGUUACUCCCUACCAGGAACUCCUAACAAUGGUCCAUCUAAUGAUCAGGACGGUUCCCCCGCUCCUCCCACUCCCGAGUCGAGAGGUCGCCGUCGCGGCAGGUCUCGUUCCAACUCGGCAUUCGGGCCUGCCGCCGUCAUGGCCGGUAUUGUCGCCGGCAGUGUUGCCGGCUGGUCACCGAUCGAUCGCCAUGGUGGGGAGAACGAGUCUCUCAAGUUCGGUCGCACUAGGAGUAAAUCGGAUUUGGAGGCUCAGGAGGGCAUCGAAGUUCACCCUGACACGAAGCCAAAUGACCCUAUCCUAGCUCCUGGACCAUCGGAGUAUACCCAUAAUGGGCCACCAAGCCAGAACGUGGAAACCACACCGAAUUUCGGAGUUGGUCCUUUCGCGGGAGAUCCGAAGCUAGAUGAGGAUAAGAAGGCGCAAUCUCCAUGA